CCUUCGUCCCUCCCUCCGUGGACACUUCCCCCCCACCCCGCCCUCAUCGCCGUGUCCGCGUCUCGCUCGAACGUGUCGCAAGAGUUGAUUUUGUGAGAAGCACCAGAGGCCAUGGCACCCAAGAAGGACGUGAAAAAGCCCGAGCCGGCAAAACCCGCGGCAAAGGCAGCGGCACCCGCCGCCGCCGCUGCUCCGGCACCGGCCCCAGAGCCCGCGCCUCCACCACCCCCGGCCAAGAUCGAUUUCUCCACCGUGAAGAUCGAGUUCUCCAAAGAUCAAUUGGAAGAGUACAAGGAGGCGUGGACCCUCUUCGACAGGCGUGGAGACAACAAGAUCACGCUGAGCCAGGCCGGUGACGUGAUGCGCGCCCUGGGCCAGAACCCCACCAACGCCGAGGUCGCCAAACUCCUCGGGAACCCCAAGCCUGAUGACUUGGCCAACAACACGCUCGACUUCGAGCAGUUCCUGCCCAUCCUGCAGACCCUCGCCAGCGCCAAGGACAAGGGGACCUUCGAGGACUUCGUGGAGGGUCUGCGCGUCUUCGACAAGGAGGGCAACGGCUUGCUGCUCGGCGCUGAGCUGCGCCACGUGCUGGCUACGCUCGGUGAGAAGAUGGUCGAGGAGGAGGUAGAGACGCUUCUCGCGGGACACGAGAACGCCGACGGAUACAUCAACUACGAGGCCUUCAUCAAGCACAUCCUGACCAGUUAAGCGACUCAAGGAGAGCUGGAUCGGCGAGCGGAAAAUCCGACUCCGUCCCAGACCUCGGGCCCGGCCCCUCCCGCACCCCGACUCCCCCUGGCCCCCACCCCUCCACUCGACAUCACACACACGCACACCGGCAAAUUAUUAAAUUAUUUUUCUAUACAACUCCCCCGGACACCGCUGGGCAAAAAAAAAAGUCUACAACAGCGAGAGCCGGGCUGAGAUGACCAUCACGGGCCCUGGCGAGAAACCACCACGAUAGCAACAACAACACAGAGCAGCAAACAACAACAACAACAACUGCCCUCGAGAGAGAGAGAGAGAAACGAGCAGAGACCUCUGCAUCACCACCCCCCACCACCACCCACGACGCACGAUCCGGACGAUCCCACGCGCGAUGUCACCUCGACGAAGUCUGCGCGGCGGCCGUCAGUGGCGGCGAGGAACGUGAACCCCCCGCCCAGCCCCCCCCCCCCCCCACAUCUCCCAACUUCCACCACGCAGGAGAGGGGAGCAACGUAGGGGAGCGGUGGGUGUCCAACGCGCUCCGACGCGGCGCCGGAACUCAUUCAAUAAACCUCGUGUUUACGCAAA
Lethenteron reissneri (Far Eastern brook lamprey) is the source of this 1299-nucleotide messenger RNA. RefSeq names its product myosin light polypeptide 6-like. Gene Ontology annotation, molecular function: structural constituent of muscle; calcium ion binding. The record is from RefSeq and is a predicted model, not a curated record. Gene Ontology annotation, cellular component: myosin II complex. Lineage: Eukaryota; Metazoa; Chordata; Hyperoartia; Petromyzontiformes; Petromyzontidae.